Haliotis rubra (blacklip abalone) is the source of this 2813-nucleotide messenger RNA. RefSeq names its product programmed cell death protein 5-like. The transcript is spliced from 5 exons. NCBI's taxonomy places the organism in Eukaryota, Metazoa, Mollusca, Gastropoda, Lepetellida, Haliotidae. Bases 57 to 446 code for a protein of 129 amino acids. Gene Ontology annotation, molecular function: DNA binding. Gene Ontology annotation, cellular component: cytosol; nucleus. The record is from RefSeq and is a predicted model, not a curated record.
AAUGAUCGUUCCGCAGCUCAAGUUUUCAACUUUGUAGAACCGCUUAUUCUAGAAUCAUGGCUGACGACGAUUUGGAAUCAAUCCGUGCUCGCCGCAUGGCCCAGCUUCAGCAACAAUAUGGGGGAUCUGGUGGUGGGCCCUCUCAAGAAGAGCAGCAGCAGGCUCAGAAACAGGCUCAGGAUAUGAAGAAUUCCAUCCUCAGUCAGGUGCUGGACCAGUCUGCCAGGACUAGAUUAAACACAAUAGCCGUGGCAAAACCUGAGAAGGCACAAAUGGUGGAGAACCUCCUUGUACAGAUGACACGUACAGGACAGAUUCAGACAAAGCUCGAUGAGCAUCAACUGAUUGGUCUUCUGGAGAAAGUGAGUGAACAGACUCAGAAGAAGACAACAGUCAAGUUUGACCGGCGAAGGUGUCAGAUGGAUGAUUCAGAUGAUGACAUGUAACUGAAAGAACUGUGAGAAGAAGUUGAGAAGAUUGUAACACUGACCCAGAGCACGCAAGAUGGCACCUCAUCUGUGUUCAGGCAGCAAACUACCUGUGAUAUUCACAGGGCAUUCUGAUUGGACAGUUUGACCUUAGCCCCUGGAAACUGUCAAGUGCUUCUCUAUUUCCCAUUGGGCAUUUAAAUAUCCAUGGUAACCAGUAUCAACCACAUGUGAAUUAUGCAAUGAUAAUGGAUGGUUUAGUAUUGAAUAUAUUGGAGCUCUGCAGAUGUUAUAUCAUAUGAAAUUCUCCAGUACUUUUAAUAGAUCAGCUUGCAUUAUUUGAAAAGUAUAUAUCAUCUUAUAGAUGAUGUAACAAGACUUCCAUUGUUAUGGACAUUGUAAUUUAUUUCCUGUCUCGAAUAAGUUCUCUUGUGGGUGAGCCCAUACCGCCAUCUCUUGUGGAUGAGUCCAUUCUGCCAUCACUUCUGGGUGAGUCCAUUCUGCCAUCACUUGUGGAUGAGUCCAUUCUGCCAUUACAAUUAUUCCAGGUAUCCUGCUCUACAUCUGUAUCCAGCACUGCCAUGUUGUCCAUCUAAUUGUACAUCAAAACCACUCUGCAGCUUGUGUACAUGUACUCAUAGCCACUGUAUUGUGAAUAAGGGUACUUGACAUGUCUGUAACAAUACGUACCGCCAUCACCUGUGAAUACAUUUGUCCAAUUUGCAGUCUGUUUUUAACUUACUAAUCUAAAUUUCUUGUGCAAUAUCUGGAUAGCAUUGCAACCAUUUGCUAUACACAUUGCUCUGAUAUGAAUCAGCAUAGGCUCCAAACAAGCAUAGGCUCCAAACAAGCAUAGGAGCCAAACCAGCGUAGGCUCCAAACCAGCAUAGGAUCCACACCAGCAAGAAGAGGUGAGAAGUGAAAUUUUAUUAGCUGCCUCAAUACAGGCACAUGUCACCAUUAUACUACAGAGCUGUUGUAUUCAUAGGUGAUCGAGGAACAUAUUCCAAAGCUUCAAAGUAUUGACUAUGCACCAUUGUAUGAGAGAUGAAGUUAGUUCAGAGGUAUCAUUGUCAUGAUUAUUGGUUUAGUCUCCUUGUGUAUAAUGUCCUGGGGGGACUAGCAGGUGUCGCUUUACUCAGUGAGUCAGUCUCAGAAAUACAAAGUAUAUGUUGUGUAUAAUGUCAUGGGGGGACUAGCAGGUGCCGCUUUACUCAGUGAGUCAGUCUCAGAAAUACAAAGUAUAUGUUGUGUAUAAUGGCACCUAGCUCAUUUGACAAAUUGUUCAGUGGUGGGCUAUUGAGUGACCGCUGCCUCACUCAUUACCGGAUUCCUGAGAUUAAUGUCAGUCGUGUGAGCCAGUAGGGAAUGGUACCAUUCAUACACAACUCUUUUUUAUUACUAUUUCUGCUGGAAUAGUUAUUGUAAUGGCGAUAAUUUGUGGCACUGGAUAAAUCUGGAAGUUGGUUAUGAUUGCAAAUUUAAGUAAUUCUACAUUCAGUAUUUCAGUUAAUGUAUGAGGUGAUUGCCUUGGUAACACGAUGUAUGAUUGUCUGAAUCAGAAUGUCAUCAAACUUUGUUCAUGCUGUUAACCACUGGUUUGUCCGGACCAGAUUUGGACAAGAGCAUGCCACUGUGAUGUAAAACAACAUUCACCAUGGUUACCUGUUUUUUCUUCGUUCACAAGUUCUGUCUAUAGUUGGUAAUUUUCUCAGCUUGUCCAAAAUAGAAAAGGAUUAUUGAGUGUAUAUGGUGUAUGGAACAUUUUAUAUAUUUUCAUACAUGAUUCAUGUAUUUUACAGUGCUAAUGGGAAAAACCUCAAGCCAUGCCUUGUAUACCCUGAAUAAUAGAAAUAAAGCAGUACUUGUUAUUAUGGGAGUUGUCACCAGCCUAGCAGUAGCAGUGUCUGCCCAUCUCGCUGAAGGCCUGGGUUUAAUUCCCCACAUGUGAAACCCACUGGUGCUGUUCCUUGCAUUUUAGGGGCGGUGGGAUGGCCCAGUGGUUAAAGCGUUCGCUCGUCACGCCGAAGGUCCGGGUUCGAUUCCCCACAUGGGUACAACUUGUGAAGCCCAUUUUUGGUGUCCCCCGUCGGGAUAUUGCUGGAAUAUUGCUAAAAACGGCAUAAAACCAUACUCAGCCAGUCAGCUUUUCAUUCUAUUGCUGGAAUAUUAUUAAAAGUUGGUUUAAAAGCAUGCUUCCACAUUCAAGUCAAUAUUUUAAUCUGCUUUAGUAUUUUAAAGAAACCUUAUGAGUGGUACAUAUCUCUGAAUGCCAGUAGUCUACCUGAUAUCCAUGUAAAUUUACAUGCUAUGUAUGUGUGCCAUUUCAUUGUUCCAUAUUGUUUGAUGAAGAUAUUACAGCCCUAAUAAAUAUGCUUUGUCAUA